Molecule: messenger RNA, 1065 nt
Organism: Fusarium mangiferae
Lineage: Eukaryota; Fungi; Ascomycota; Sordariomycetes; Hypocreales; Nectriaceae
Exons: 1
Coding region: 1-1065 (354 amino acids)
Cellular component (GO): nucleus; cytoplasm
Molecular function (GO): protein binding
Source: RefSeq, a predicted model, not a curated record
AUGACGAGCCGCCCGGAUUGCCGACGUAUCGUUGAGCUACUGCUCAGACAAGGCGCCGAUCCAAAUUCUCGCUACCCUCAGACUACAAUUGCUCAUCGAGUUUUGGAAAGAAGAGGCUCAGGCCCCAACAUGAUAUGCAACAAGCGGAAUGUGUACCUCGACUUGAUCCUUCGGCACCCACUGCUCGAUGUUAAUCUUCAAGAUGGGGAGGGCACCCCAUUGAUCCAAACUGCUUUGGAAGUGGGGGAUGCAGAAGCUGCACGAAUACUAAUCGAUAGAGGCGCCGAUCUCCGUUGCAGGGACGAUUCUGGCAGGAAUAUCCUGCAUCUUGUAUCUGCUGAUGAUUGUGGAAUCGACCUCGUCCAGCAUAUAAUCGGUUUGGAACCAGAGCUCCAAUAUCAGUUCGACAAGCAUGGUAGAACCCCACUUCAAUAUGCGAUAGAUUGCCAAAAGCCAGGAAACCCAAGGGACGAGGUUAAGCUUUUGAUCUCCGCGGGUGUCGACGUCAAAGCCAGAGAUGCCAAUGGCGAUACACCGCUUCACAUACUCUUCAGAAGACCAUUUCUUCUCGUUGCAGACCAUUAUGGUGAUGCAGUCUGGCAGGGCUUCGUCAAGAAUACAAUUGACCUAUUGCUCUCGAAAGGAGCAGACAUAAACGCGCGAAAUAAGGCUGGGGAAACGCCUGCAUUCGGUUACUUCCGUGCGAGUAGCUUCAAGGUUGAUCUCAGCUGGGCAAAGAUGGAUGAAGAGAGGCAUACCCUGUCGAAGAAAUGGGGAGGGGAUAGAUGGAAGGUCAACAAGGAACUUGAAGAACAGAUUGUGGAGGAAACAGAGCCGAAGAUCUGGGCGCGUUUUACUGAGAUGGGAGUGGACUGGUCAGUUAUCAAUAUCAAAGGAGAGUCUCUACUUCAUGCUGUUACUGGCCAAGGGCGAUUAUACAGAAGGGGAGCGAGGUUCCAGUUCCUGGUGGGGAAAGGAUUAGAUCCUCUGGCGAAAGACAGGCAAGGACAAACGCCGAUGGGUAUUGCGGCUAGUGGAAAAUCGAAUGGCGCCUUGUUGUUGUAG